Penicillium roqueforti is the source of this 1245-nucleotide messenger RNA. RefSeq lists its product as uncharacterized. The record is from RefSeq and is a predicted model, not a curated record. The transcript has 6 exons. The coding region runs from base 1 to 1245 and encodes 414 amino acids. Gene Ontology annotation, molecular function: acetate kinase activity. Lineage: Eukaryota; Fungi; Ascomycota; Eurotiomycetes; Eurotiales; Aspergillaceae. Gene Ontology annotation, biological process: acetate metabolic process; phosphorylation.
AUGACUAAAUCUAUCCUAGCUGUUAACGCGGGUUCAUCUUCCGUCAAAAUCAACUUCUAUACCCUCGAGAACCCACCGAGACUGAUCGCAGAUGCGUCGAUCUCCGGAAUUACUGCACCCCCACCUACAUUCAAGUACCACAAGGGAGACAAGAAACACAAACAGGAUGUCAAACAAAUACUCAGCACCCCCCAAGAUGCAUUCAAGUAUCUCCUGCAGCGCUGUUUUAGCGACCCUGAGCUUUCAGAAGUCGCUAGCAUCGACGAUUUGGAGUACAUCUGCCACCGAGUCGUCCACGGAGGAGACUACCUCGACGCAGUCCUCAUCAACGAUGAGACACUUGAUCGCUUGAAGAAAUUGGAAGACCUCGCACCUCUUCACAAUUUCUCCGCGCUGGAGAUAGUCCGCCUGUGCAAAGCAGAGUUCCCCAAAGUUCCAAGCAUCACCUUCUUCGACUCUUGUUUCCACCAGACAAUCCCCGAAGCUGUCCGCACGUACCCAAUCAACCAGGAAAUUGCCAAGGCCAAUGGUCUGCGCAAGUAUGGCUUCCACGGCAUCAGCUACUCGUUCAUCCUGCGGACUGUAGCACAAUUUUUGAACAAACCGAAGGAGAAGACGAAUCUUAUCGUUAUGCAUAUCGGGAGCGGGGCGUCGAUCUGUGCGAUCAAGAACGGAGAGUCGGUGGAUACAUCAAUGGGCCUCACUCCUUUGGCAGGAUUACCCGGUGCAACGCGUAGUGGAAGUAUUGAUCCAUCAUUGGUCUUCCACUAUACCAACGAAGCAGGCCAUCUAAACCCAGGCAGCACGACAAGUAUGCAUAUUAGCACGGCUGAGAACAUCCUCAAUAAACAAUCAGGUUGGGAAGCCCUCACAGGAACAACCGACUUCUCCAAGAUCGCAGUGGCGAAUCCACCAACCAAAGCACAUAAACUUGCUUUCGAUAUCGUCGUCGACCGCAUCUCGGGCUACAUCGGCAGCUACUACGUUAAACUAAACGGUGAAUUAGACGGUGUAGUCUUCGCCGGUGGGAUCGGUGAGAAGAGUGCCUUGCUGAGAAAAGCACUUGUCGAUAAAUGCCAGUGUCUAGGCUUGGCAAUCGACGAUGCGGCUAAUGACAAGGGGCCUGGAGAUGAUGAGACGGUCAAGGAUAUCUCCAAGGAUUCCGGCAAGGGGCCCCGGGUUUUGAUUUGCCAGACCAAUGAACAGUUUGAAAUGGCAUACCACUGUGCAGCUUCGAGGAGCUGA